UGCUUUUAAUUAAUAAGCUAAUUGUGUCAAUAUUGAGCAAACUAUGUUUUGGUUGAACACUAGAAGCUUUACUGUUCAUUAAAAAGACCUUUUUUAUGUAAGUGAUUUGGAUGAAAAUCUCCACGUACUCGGCACAAGUCACAGAAAUAAACAGUUUAAACAGACUCUCUACACGGCGGCUGAUGUGCAUUCUGCUGCUUAUGGGCAUGAAACAGGGGUUUUAGCAUUACUGUGUUAACUACCAUCACCUGGUGUGAGGAGACGCUCCUUCUCACUGAAAAUACUUCAGCACAGAAGCUUGGCUUUGGCACUGGACGUCCUGCAGCUGCAGUUAGUGUGUAUGUGUCUGGAUUGGCUCCCGUUUGCUCAUCUGUUGUGUGUAAAGCUCAGUCUCAGUAAUUCAUCCACCUUCAGUUAUUUUUUCUAUUUAUGUUCUCUCUAUCUUUUUUUAUUGCUUCAGGAGCUUUGAAAGAUUCUCCUGCUGUAGAUUUGUUCACAGAUGAGGAUUGUGUAAACGGUGAAGUGUGUUGCUUCCUGCAGGUCACGCAGACAACUACUCGCCCGCUUCCUGACACUGGGGGUCUCGGGUGUUUUCCUGUAGCUGUAGCUUCAGGCUGUUUCAUUGUCAGGACGUGGGUUUCCCACUUGGGCUUUAACACUUGAGGGGAUUUACUGAAGUCUAUAAAAAUCUAACAACUGGACAAAUAUCCAACAAAAUACACUGGUGUUUUAUUAUAGGAAAUUUAUUAUUACCAAUUAAAUUGUUGGUUCAGUGUCAGAAAUGCCCCAUGCUUGUUUCAAUAGCCACUUUAUAAGCUAUGCCUAAUACGAGUCCAGCUCCCAUCGUCACUCUUCUGACAGCGUCAAAAAUUAGAGAGGAAUUAGAGCAGAGGUCUGGGUUCAGUUGUACCUAAUAAAGUGGCCAGUGAGUGUUAAUAUAGGAGGAGAUACUCUCUCUCUGCCUGUCAAACACUAACUCAGACCAACACACACGUACACACACCUGUCCAGUUCCCAGUCCAGCUCCCAGUCCGAGCUGACUCAUGCACACAUUUUACUGCAGAUACUGGAUUCUGUGAGUGAUCAUGACAGGUAAAGGUUUCAGGUGUUAAAUAUUUGAUCAGCCCGGUCACAUGGCGUCAGGUCUGAAUGAUUAACACUGCGGUCUCUGCUCGUCAGCGUUUCCUGCAGGUCUGCAGAGGACGGGGACUGGACCAGACACCUGCCGAACCUCUUCACCAGGAUAAACGCAGCCAUUUCUUAGUCUAGAUCUGUUCAACGUGAUGAGCCUAGUCGCAGCCAGGAGCAGACGGCUGAUGAGCAGCACCUUGACGAAGGCAUAAGCACUAAAGCGGUGAUGGCAGCGUGGCUGGGCCGGCUGUCGCUGGGCGACGCUUGGUACAACAUGUACUCCCGCCUGCUGCGGACCAAACCCGUGGGCUCCAUGGGGCAGAGCUCUGAUGACCUGACGGUGCUGGCCGAGGGGUCGGCGGUUGGGCUGGCCAAGGUCCUGACCACCGUGGACCUGGUGUCGCUGGGGGUGGGCAGCUGCGUUGGCACGGGGAUGUAUGUGGUUGCCGGGCUGGUUGCCAAGGCGAUGGCUGGACCCGGGGUCAUCCUGUCCUUCAUUAUCGCAGCGGUGGCCUCCAUCCUGUCAGGUGUUUGUUACGCCGAGUUUGGUGUCCGGGUCCCUAAGACGACCGGCUCGGCCUACACCUACAGCUACGUGACGGUCGGAGAGUUUGUGGCAUUUUUCAUUGGCUGGAACCUGAUCCUGGAGUAUCUGAUCGGCACGGCCGCGGGGGCGUCGGCUCUGAGCAGCAUGUUCGACUCUCUGGCCAAUCACAGCAUCAGUAACUACAUGAUAACGCACCUGGGCACGCUCAGAGGCCUCGGUAAGGGUGAGGACACGUACCCGGACCUGCUGGCCCUGUUCAUCGCCCUGCUGGUCACGCUGGUCAUUGCUCUCGGCGUGCGUAACUCCGUGGGCUUCAACAACGUCCUGAACGUGGUCAACGUGGUGGUGUGGGUCUUCAUGAUCGUGGCCGGGCUCUUCUUCCUGUCCGCCAGCAACUGGGAGGGAGGCAACUUCCUCCCCUACGGCUGGUCUGGGGUGAUGCAGGGAGCAGCGACGUGUUUCUACGCCUUCAUCGGCUUCGACAUCAUCGCCACCACGGGGGAGGAGGCCAAAAACCCCAACACCUCCAUCCCGUACGCCAUCACCGCCUCGCUGGUCACCUGCCUCACGGCCUACGUGUCGGUGAGCGCGAUCCUGACGCUCAUGGUUCCCUACAACCUGAUCGACGGCUCCGCUCCUCUCAUGGAGAUGUUCGCGGACCACGGCUUCCUGUGGGGGAAGUACACGGUGGCUGUGGGCUCCAUCGCCGGACUCACGGUGUCUCUGCUGGGCUCCUUGUUCCCCAUGCCCAGGGUCAUCUACGCCAUGGCCCGAGACGGGCUGCUGUUCAGGUUCCUGUCCCACGUGUCUGCGCUCACACACACUCCCACGGUGGCGUGCGUGGUGUCCGGGAGCUUCGCCGCUCUUCUUGCUCUGCUGGUGAGUCUCAGAGACCUGAUCGAGAUGAUGUCCAUCGGCACCCUGCUGGCCUACACCCUGGUCAGCGUGUGUGUGCUCCUGCUGCGCUACCAGCCCGACGACCACACUGACACGCACCAGUUCACCUCCGACGAGGACGCGGACGUGGACGAGCUCAAGCACCAGGACGACGGGGCCGUACCCGUAAAAGACGACAGGAUGCUGAUCGAAGAGUCGGAGGGCGACGGCGCUUCGUCCUACCACAGCGGGGGGGCAGAGGGGGAGGGGGACGCCUCCGACGUCCACACGGGCCAGGCCCCCCUGCUUAAGCGGCUGCUGGGAGGCCAUUACUACACGCUGCGGCUGCGUCUGGGGAUGCCCGACGCCUCUGCACGUCCCACCCCGGCAACGGGCCGCGUAGUAACCCGAUGCACCAUCCUCCUCUUCCUCAUGUCCUUCCUCCUCUGGUCCACCGUCAUAUUUGGUUUUGAGGAGCGAAGUGGGGUGGCGGCGGCGAUUUCAGGCCUGACGGCUGUGCUGAUGGCCGGCUCCAUGGCCAAGCUGUUGGUCACCAUCAUACGGCAGCCAGAGAGCCCCCGGAGGCUGCCCUACAUGGCGCCCUGCGUGCCGUUCGUUCCCGCGGCGGCCAUAGUGGUCAACAGCUACCUCAUGCUCAAACUGUCCUCGCUCACGUGGGCCCGUUUCACCAUCUGGUGCCUCAUCGGUCUGCUGAUCUACGCCUGCUACGGAGUGUGGCACAGCACCCUGGAGCUGAGCGCCCGCGAGCAACAGGCCCACGCCAGCUCCUACCAGCGCUACGACGAGCACCUGGACGACAGCUUCUCCCCCGACGCUGACCUCUACCCCCAGGAGCAGGAUGACAGACCCUACCAGGGCUGGUCCGCCCCCGAGGAGAGGGGCUACCAUCACCAGCAGGGGGACCAGUACAACGAGCAGGGUGAGGGGCAGCAUGACAGCCAGUACGAGGACUACGGAGACCAGUAUGGAUACCAGUCCGGACCAGCAGGCCAGUACAUGAACUCAGGCAGCGGGUCCAAGGGAAGGACCAAUCACGGGUUUGAUGCAGGUGUAGAAGACUGAACAGAAGCUUCAUACGUUUGUGACUUGGUUUGGUGGAACCAGAUGUGACAGUGAACCUCCACCAACAUCUUUGCAUCUUACUCUCAGGCUGAAGGUGGACGAUAAUGAUACAGACGACCAAGGGACCAACCAGGCCCACGAGGUCAGGUUGUCUCAAAGUCAGGGCUCAGUUAGCACAAUGAUCCUAGAGGGACAAAACCAUAACAACACCAAAGGACAGCAAGUACAACGUUACAGCCUAGAAUAGACACAGACCUACAGAGAAAAUGUCACGAUGGAAACAAUAAGAAUGAGUCGUUCAAUUAUGAUUUGUUUAAAAUUAUGAGUCAGAAAUCUGGACUUAAAGAAGCUUCAAAUGUCCCUUUAACUGGACUUAAACUCUAGACCUUGAAUGCAGCACAGCCGUCAGCCGACCUCUAGUUUUUUAUGUGUGUGCUUUGUUUACAGUCAGAACCUUCUGCCUGUUUGCUUUGGCGUUUUUCUGCUCUGCUAAUGUGCUCGACAGAUAACAAGGAAUAAAUGAGUGUUUUUGAGUGAAAUUAUUAAUUGUGAGACUUU
Messenger RNA from Betta splendens (Siamese fighting fish), 4195 nucleotides. RefSeq names its product solute carrier family 7 member 14b (gene slc7a14b). Gene Ontology annotation, cellular component: plasma membrane. Bases 1358 to 3637 code for a protein of 759 amino acids. The record is from RefSeq and is a predicted model, not a curated record. NCBI's taxonomy places the organism in Eukaryota, Metazoa, Chordata, Actinopteri, Anabantiformes, Osphronemidae. Gene Ontology annotation, molecular function: amino acid transmembrane transporter activity. Gene Ontology annotation, biological process: amino acid transport; transmembrane transport. The transcript has 8 exons.